GUCGUCUCGCGCUGGUUCAUGGGAUUCUAUCACUUUCUGCGUCGUCAAACUAGACAUCCGAUUGGGUUAAUAAUAACUAAAUUCGAAAUUCCAAUUAUAGAUGAUACAGAUGAGAAGGUCACGAACGCAUCAUGACACCCUGGUACAAGAAUAUCGUUCAUUCAAGCACACAAGGAGGCCGGUGAAUGAUUCAUUGCGUGCCAGCUUGAGAGAGCGAAAGGGUUGUACGGCACAAGCGAUGGCGGACAAGGUGAACAAGCUGCCGUACUUCUACGGCAACAUAACCCGCGAGGAUGCAGAGGACUACCUGAAGCAGGGCGGCAUGGGCGAUGGCCUCUACCUGCUGCGCCAGAGCCGUAACUACCUGGGCGGCUUCGCCUUGUCGGUGGCCUAUGGCCGGCAGGUGUACCACUACACCAUCGAGAGGGAGUUGAAUGACACGUAUGCCAUCGCCGGCGGGAAGUCGCACCGUAACCCGGUGGAUGUGAUCGACUACCAUGCGCAGGAAGCCGACGGCCUCAUCUGCGUGCUCAAGAAGCCCAUGAACCGGCCCAAGGGCAUGGAGCCCAAGGUGGGAGCCUUCGAGGACCUCAAGGAGCAGCUGAUCCGGCAAUACGUCAAACAGACGUGGAACCUGCAGGGCCAUGCUUUAGAGCAGGCCAUCAUCAGCCAGCGGCCUCAGCUGGAGAAGCUCAUCGCCACCACAGCCCAUGAAAAGAUGCCCUGGUUCCAUGGCACCAUCACACGCGAUGACUCGGAGCCGCGCCUGCUAAAAAGCCCGCGCACCAACGGCAAGUUCUUAAUCAGACAGAGGGAUAGCAACGGCUCCUAUGCCCUCUGUCUCCUCCAUGAUGGGCAGGUCAUGCAUUACCGCAUCGACAAAGACAAAGCUGGCAAGCUCUCCAUACCUGAUGGCAAGAAGUUUGACACACUGUGGCAGCUGGUGGAGCACUACUCUUACAAGCCAGAUGGGCUCCUGCGAAUUCUCACUGAGCCCUGCUCACGGCCCGAGGGAGCGUCCAACGAUAUAGGCCGGCCAGCUCUACCAAACAACCAUCCUGGGCAAGGAGCCACAGGUGGAUUACUCACAAGAAUCAAAUCCUACUCCUUCCCCAUACCUGGCUCCAAAAAGAAAAAACCCACUCGUAAAACACCAAACGACAAUCCUUAUGAAACGAGAGGGUCCCAAUACUACCGACCACAUUCUCACGCCUUACUUGAGGUGAUGAUAAGAAGAAAAAGCAUUAUCACAAAAAUGUAUGCCAUGCCCAUGGACACUGAGGUGUACGAGAGUCCGUAUGCGGACCCUGACGAGCUACGGCAGACCCACGUGGACCGCAGUCAGCUGUUCCUGGAGGAUGGAGAGCUGGGCUCCGGGAACUUCGGCACCGUCCUCAAGGGAAUCUACACCAUGAGGAAGACCAAGAAGCCGGUGGCGGUGAAGAUCCUGAAGAACGACGACAACAACGCGGCGGUGCGCGAUGAGAUGCUGAGAGAGGCCAACGUCAUGCAGCAGCUGGACAACCCCUACAUCGUGCGUAUGAUCGGCAUCUGCGAGGCCGAGAACCUCAUGCUGGUCAUGGAGCUGGCCGAGCUGGGCCCGUUGCACAAGUACCUGCAGAGGCACAAAAUGAGUGUCUCCAGUAAGAACAUCACUGAGUUGGUACACCAGGUGUCCAUGGGGAUGAAGUACCUUGAGGAGCACAAUUUUGUCCACAGGGACCUGGCUGCCCGGAACGUGUUGCUGGUCACCCAGCACUAUGCCAAAAUCAGCGACUUUGGCCUCUCCAAAGCCCUGACGGAGGAGGAGAACUAUUACAAGGCCAAAGCUCAUGGGAAGUGGCCAGUGAAGUGGUACGCCCCUGAGUGCAUGAACUACUUCAAGUUCUCCUGUAAGAGUGACGUCUGGAGCUUUGGGGUUCUCAUGUGGGAGGCCUACUCAUACGGCCAGAAACCCUACAAGGGCAUGAAAGGAAAUGAGGUCAUCCAGAUGAUUGAGAGUGGACAGAGGAUGGAGGCGCCGGCCAACUGCCCCCCAGAGAUUUAUGAGCUGAUGAAAAAGUGUUGGACAUACAAGGCGGAUGAGAGGCCGGGCUUUUCAGUCGUCGAGCCAAGGCUGAGAGAUUAUUACUAUGACAUUGCUGCACAGUGAUCCCCGGGCAGGAAGACUUAACUGUACCAUAUAAAGAGCAAUCCGACAUUUGUACAAGACUGAAGGAUUUACUUUUUUUUCCAAAAUGACAGCUGUUGCCAGGAAAUAAGAAACUCCUUGUAGUUAAUCAAGUUGAAAAGACUGUUAAGAUGAUAAAGGCAAUACAUUUGAUGUAUUUUUAGUUAUGACAGAUUUGUUCCUUAAAUAUUAAUUAUUGUCAUAUGAUAUCAAUAAAGCAUGAUUUUCUUUUUUCCAUGCUACCUUUUAGUAGUUUUUCAUAAUUCAUAGAUGCUUGAGUCUCUCGCUUGUAGUGAAACAAUUUACAAUUCGGUAUGCAAUGUUUUAUACAUGCACAGUAAGAUUAUGUUUUUGCUUUCAGAACUGCAGUACAUAUAUGCAAAUCUAAGUCUGUAUGGGUUCUCUUCCUGACAUUAGAUAUGCUAUGCAAAUAUGGGGUACUUUGCUCAUUUUACUUUUCUCUGCAUUUGUUUUAGCAUUUCACAAAUAUAUUGCAAUAAAGUCCAGUUUAUUUUAUGUGCCACUUUCAAUGAAUACAUUUUGCACUGAGGAAAGAUAUGCAAACUUAAAAUACCAAGCUAGUACAACUAUACUCAUGCAGAUGAAGUAUUGAUGAUAAUGUGUGUGUUUCUGUGUGUACAUUUGAACUUUUGUAUAAUUUUGUAUUUGUAGCAAAUGCAGUCGAACACUAGCCGGACAACUAUGUUUAACUGCAGUACCAACUUUAAUGCUAAAAUAUUCUAUUAACAGAAACAAGUAGAAUUUGUACCCUAGUUGGAAUUUGUACCCUAGUUUGCUGUUGAUGCUACGAAAGGCAUGGACUAUCUUCAUCUCCAUACCUCCAUACUAGGGUUACACUAGCAAUUCAUCUUAUGAGUGUUAUUUAAAUGGUAUUUUGUUUGGUAUCUUGUUUGACAAGGUUCUGGAUGCUGAGUGUUAAAGUAGAAAUAUUUAAGCUGUACGUCUUAAAAUCACAUAAUUGGAUGGAACCAUACAUUU
Alosa alosa (allis shad) is the source of this 3169-nucleotide messenger RNA. It is a transcript of the gene syk, whose product is annotated as spleen tyrosine kinase. Gene Ontology annotation, biological process: adaptive immune response; neutrophil activation involved in immune response; B cell receptor signaling pathway. The coding region runs from base 101 to 2152 and encodes 683 amino acids. Gene Ontology annotation, molecular function: non-membrane spanning protein tyrosine kinase activity; signaling receptor binding; ATP binding. The transcript is spliced from 15 exons. Gene Ontology annotation, cellular component: extrinsic component of cytoplasmic side of plasma membrane. Lineage: Eukaryota; Metazoa; Chordata; Actinopteri; Clupeiformes; Clupeidae. The record is from RefSeq and is a predicted model, not a curated record.